UGAAUGCAGCACAGGGUCCAGUACUGAGUGGAGUGGCUUCAGAUCCUCAGAGCACGACUGAGUGAGGGAGCGAAGCACCACAGGAGCAGGAGACCGAGGGGAGGAUCACUGUUAUCGGAUACUAACAUCUCUACUUUCACCUACCCAGGAGAUGAAAUCCACAUUUUAAGCGCGUUAAAAACUUUAGUCCAGCCCAAGAAAAUGACGGUGGAUUUUGAAGACUGCAUUAAAGAUUCACCCCGGUUCAGGGCAAAUAUCGAUGAGGUGGAGACGGAGGUUGUGGAGAUCGAGGCAAAACUAGACAAGCUGGUGAAGCUAUGCAGUGGGAUGAUUGAAGCGGGGAAGGCGUACGUGAGCGCCAACAAACUCUUUGUCAACGGGAUCCGGGAUCUGUCUCAGCAGUGCAAGAAGGAUGAGAUGAUCUCGGACUGCCUGGAAAAGUGCGGGGAGAGCCUCCAGGAGAUCAUCAACUACCACAUGAUCCUGUUUGAUCAAGCUCAGAGGUCUGUGAAGCAGCAGUUGCACAACUUUGUGAAAGAGGAUGUUCGGAAGUUCAAGGAGACCAAGAAGCACUUUGAUAGGGUGCGCGAAGAUAUGGAAAUAGCGCAGGUGAAGAACGCUCAGGCGCCGAGGAACAAGCCUCACGAGGUCGAGGAAGCCACGAGCACGCUCAGCAUCACCCGCAAGUGCUUCCGACACCUCGCUCUGGAUUACGUACUACAGAUCAACGUUCUACAGGCGAAGAAGAAAUUUGAGAUCCUAGAUGCUAUGCUGUCAUUCAUGCACGCCCAGUACUCGCUGUUCCAGCAGGGCUACAACCUGCUGGAUGAGAUCGACCCGUACAUGAAGAAACUGGCUGCUGAGCUGGAUCAGCUGGUGAUUGAUUCAGCCAUGGAGAAGAGGGAAAUGGAGCACAAACAUGCCACCAUUCAGCAGAGGACCCUCAUGCAGGACUUUUCGUAUGACGACACUAAGGUGGAGUUCAACGUGGACGCUCCUAAUGGUGUGGUGAUGGAGGGGUACCUGUUCAAGAGGGCCAGCAAUGCCUUCAAGACCUGGAACAGACGGUGGUUCUCCAUACAGAACAGUCAGCUGGUCUAUCAGAAGAAGCUCAAGGACUCUCUGACGGUGGUGGUGGAAGACCUCCGGCUGUGCUCUGUCAAACCAUGCGAGGACAUCGAGCGGAGGUUCUGCUUCGAGGUCGUCUCCCCCUCUAAGAGCUGCAUGCUUCAGGCUGAAUCUGAGAAGCUGAGGCAAGCGUGGAUUCAGGCAGUUCAGGCGAGCAUCGCCUCAGCCUACAGAGAGAGCCCAGAUACCUACUACAUAGAGCAUCUGGAUAGAACUGCUUCCCCGUCCACCAGCAGCAUCGAUUCAGCCAGCGAGCCACGGGACCGCAGCGCCCGGGGGGAGACCAUCCUGCAGCGGAUCCAGUGUCUGCCGGGGAACGAGCAGUGCUGUGACUGCGGCCAGGCCGACCCUCGCUGGGCCUCCAUCAACCUGGGCAUCCUGCUGUGUAUCGAAUGCUCCGGCAUCCACAGGAGUCUCGGGGUUCAUUGUUCAAAGGUUCGCUCACUCACACUGGACUCAUGGGAACCAGAAUUAUUAAAGUUGAUGUGUGAGCUUGGAAACAGUGUCAUCAACCACAUCUAUGAAGGCUCAUACCAAGAACAAGGUCUGAAGAAACCAUUACCCUCCAGCUCAAGGCAGGAGAAAGAAGCGUGGAUUAAGGCAAAGUAUGUAGAGAAGAAGUUCCUGAAGAAGCUGGGCUCCACAGAGAUACUCAUCAACGGAGAGAGGAAGCCAGAGCGGCGGUGGAGUGUGAAGAAGUGUCGGAGACACAACAGUGCCACCACAGUACCCAAAACACGGCGAAGAUACCGGCAAGAGCCCGGCAGCACCUCCCCGUCUACCCUCUCCUCAGCCGCUGCCAAGUUCAGACGAGACUCCCUGUUUUGUCCUGACGAGCUGGACUCUCUCUUCUCUUACUUUGACACAGGAUCUGGGCCUCGAAGUCCGGCAGGCCUGAGCAGUGACAGCGGGUUGGGAGGCAGCACAGAUGGCAGCACAGACAUCCUGGUGUUUGGCUCAGUGGUGGACAGCGUCACAGAGGAGGAGUGUGAGGUGUCCGAAGACUCGAGCGGCGAAGCAGAGCUGGAGGCCGAGCCAGAGACGUCAGAUCCAGAGGAUAUUCGGGACCUUCAUCCCGGAGCGCUGCUGUACAAAGCCUCAAAGGCCCGAAACUUGCCUGUCAUGGCCGAAGCGCUAGCUCAUGGGGCCGACGUCAAUCUGGUCAACGAUGAGGACGAAGGGAAGACGCCCCUCAUACAGGCGGUGGUUGGGGGUUCAUUGAUCGCCUGCGAGUUCCUGCUCCAGAACGCUGCUGACGUCAACCAAAGAGACUCGAGAGGGAGGGGCCCCCUGCAUCAUGCCACAUAUCUGGGUCACACAGGGCAGGUGUGUUUAUUCCUCAAAAGAGGAGCUACACAGAACGACGGUGAUGAGGACGGCCAGGAUCCUUUGAGUAUAGCUGUACAGCAAGCCAAUGCCGACAUAGUCACACUGUUGCGUUUGGCCAGGAUGAAUGAGGAGAUGCGGGAGUCGGAGGGACCCUUCGGACAGCCAGGAGACGCCACGUACCUCGACAUCUUCCGAGAAUUCUCCCACAUGGCAUCCCACAACCCAGAGAAGCUGAAACGAAGGAGCGUUCACUUCAGGCACUCCUUCAGGUAGUCGCCAAGAGUCUGAAAAGCAACAUCAUCAUCAUAUACUUGAAAAGUGCAACGACAGCCACUUUCCAGAUACACAUCACAGAGGGGAAACCUGAUAGCAUAAGUAAUUCUGUUAAUGCAUAAUAAACCACCUUAUCACCUUUAAAAUGCAUUAUAGUGAAGAAAUCAUGAAAAAUUUGUGUUGCUGUUGUUAGAAUAUCUGCAUUAUAUCUGCAAGAGUCUUGUGCUGUUCUCAGAUCAGACUUUUAUUUUGAUAGGAUUUUGUUCUAUGAGGAUUUGCUGGUCUUUUCCUCUUAUAAACAUAUAAAUAUAGCAUUGCUUUUGUACAGUGUUAGUUUUAACUUUGGAUAAAAAUCCCCCAAGCACUUGUUUUGACUCUUUUUCUAUGUUUGUUGGUGUAAAUCAUCAUUUGUUUGCUCUGUCUCAUUCAUCAAUACUUUACAUAAAGGAAUUUUCCUGUAUGUGUAAUGCAUGCAUUUACUCCCAUUAUAUUUCAUUACUUAAACUUGAAUUCUGUUAUGUUAUAUGGAUAAACAGUGUCAUGUAUCAUCAGUAGUUAUCAUCACCAAUCCAACAUCUUGAAGUCGCAGUGUCAUUAUUUUCUCCAUGAGCAGUUUAUUUUGAUAUGAAUGUGUUAUUUUUGCAUUGACUAUGCUGGUGUAGUCUUUGUAAUAUUUUUGUUUAAAUGUACUUUGCAGUGCCACUAUGAAGUGCAGUGCUUGUGUUACUGCGUACAUGCUGUAGAAGCAAAAAUGCUAAUAUAUCUGAAUGAACAGGAAAACUGAUGAAAGGUGGAUUGAAAUAAACAUCGUCUGUGUUUACAUAUAA
Molecule: messenger RNA, 3557 nt
Organism: Lates calcarifer (barramundi perch)
Lineage: Eukaryota; Metazoa; Chordata; Actinopteri; Centropomidae
Product: arf-GAP with coiled-coil, ANK repeat and PH domain-containing protein 3
Exons: 25
Coding region: 202-2730 (842 amino acids)
Cellular component (GO): cytoplasm
Molecular function (GO): protein binding; GTPase activator activity
Source: RefSeq, a predicted model, not a curated record